UGUCCCUUUACCGCUCCACCCCCCUCCAGCGCCGCGACGCUCUCCCGGAUCUGCAGCCCGCGGCCAGCGGCGGCACCGGCAGCGUUUCGGUGCGGGGCAGCGACAAAAUGAUCCCGGAGCUGCAAAAGAGCACAGUCCGUAUUCGGGAACCGGAUCGUGUCAGAGAAAUCAUCUCCUCCCUCCGCGAAGGGGGUACUGCCAAGUUACAGGUCAUCACGGACUUCGACAUGACCUUGACUCGAUUCACCCGAAACGGGAAAAGGAAUCCGACUUGCCACCUUAUUAUUGACAACAAAAAGCUGAUUACCGAGGACUGCAGCAAGAAGAUGAAGGACUUAGUGAACAUUUACUACCCGAUUGAGAUCGACCCCUCCCGCAGCAUCGAGGAGAAGCUGCCGUUGAUGGUCCAGUGGUGGACCACGACCCACAACCUGCUGGUGGAACAGAAGAUCAGGAAGGAAAAGCUGCUGGAGAUUGUGCGGGAGUCGGGCGUAGAGCUGAGGGAAGGGUACGAGAUCUUCUUCCAACAACUCCACAAGUGCAAAGUCCCCGUCUUCAUUUUCUCCGCCGGCCUGGGCGACGUCCUGGAGGAAAUAAUUCGGCAGGCUGACAUCUACUACCAGAACGUCACCGUGGUUUCUAAUUUCAUGGACUUCGAUGACAGCGGCUACCUGAGAGGCUUCAAAGGCGAUCUGAUCCACAUUUACAACAAAGGAGGAGCAGUCCUGCAGGACACCGACUACUUCCGGCACCGGACGGGCUGCAGCAACAUCAUCCUCCUCGGGGACUCGCUCGGGGACCUCCGAAUGUCGGAAGGGGUCCAGAAUCUGGAGAAUAUCCUGAGAAUCGGGUUCUUGAAUAACCAGGUCGAUCAGUUCCUGGAGAAAUACAUGGCCUCCUUUGACAUCGUCCUGGUGAACGACGAGACACUGGAGGUGGUGAACGCAAUUCUGGAUCACGUCCUGCAGCCCGCCCCAUCCCUGCAUGCAGGCGGGGAGAGCUAGAGACGCACGCUCAGGAGGCAAGAGCUUCCCUCUGCUAACCCGGGCUUGGCGAGACGUCCGGCGGUUUCAUCCGAGGAAGCCGCCGCUCCCCUGCGCAGAAACGCGGGACACACAAAAUGCUGGAGGGAGAGAUCAACAGGUCAGGCGGCGCCUAUGGAGAGGACGAAACGGUCGACGUUUUGAACCAAGAACAUUCAUCACCAGGAGUCCUCCAGCAUUUUGUGUUUUACAGUGGGAUUAAUUUUCCCAUAGGGAGGGGUUAGGAUAAACAUAUUCUGCAGACGCUGGAAACCCACAACAAACCGCACACACACGCAAAAUGCUGGAGAAUCUCGGCAGGUCAGGCAGUGUCUAUGGAGAGGAAUAACCAGUCGAUGCUUCUGACUGAGAGUCUUCAUCAGGACUGGAAAGGAAGUUUGG
Molecule: messenger RNA, 1424 nt
Organism: Mobula hypostoma (lesser devil ray)
Lineage: Eukaryota; Metazoa; Chordata; Chondrichthyes; Myliobatiformes; Myliobatidae
Product: cytosolic 5'-nucleotidase 3-like
Exons: 9
Coding region: 108-1004 (298 amino acids)
Cellular component (GO): cytoplasm
Molecular function (GO): magnesium ion binding; 5'-nucleotidase activity
Source: RefSeq, a predicted model, not a curated record